AUGAGCUCCCAGCCUCAAGUCGCGCCAUAUGGCACCUGGAGCAGCCCCAUAUCAGUUGAUCUGGUCUCAGGAAGUAGUGUGUCAUUCUCCGAGCUCCACGUCAACCCGAAAACGGGUGCAAUCUACCUCGUGGAAGGCAGACCAGCUGAGAAAGGAAGGUGCGCCAUCGUAGAACAACGGGGCACGGAAUCAAUUGAUAUCUUGCCAUCAGAGUACACUGCUCGAAGCAAGGUGCAUGAAUACGGUGGUGGUGCCUGCACUGUCAAUCCAGACGGAAGUCUGAUCUUUACAGACGCCAACACGAGUGGUGUCUUCCGUCUCAAAGCAGCAAACGAUGUUCAGCCGAUCAUCACCGCUUCGGAACAGUUUCGAUAUGCUGAUUUCGACGUUCAUCCUCUUCAGACAAACUUGAUUCUUGCUGUUCAGGAAGAUCAUUCCGGCAACAGUGUCGCGAAUACGGUUGUACUCAUUAAUUCGGAUGACAAGAGUGUUACGAAUGUUUGCCAAGGAGCGGAUUUCUAUUCGGCACCAAGGUUCAAUCAUGACGGGACGAAAAUUUGCUGGAUCCAGUGGAGUCAUCCUGAUAUGCCGUGGACUGGAAGCGAACUUCACAUUGCAGAUUGGAAUGCUGCAGGUCCAAGGAAUGCAAAGCACAUUGCCGGUAAAGCUGCUGUGGAAGGUGUUGGGCAACCUAAAUGGCACGAAGAUGGGACAUUAUUUUUCACUAGCGACCGUACUGGAUUUGCUCAACUGUAUCGUUUAAAUUCUUCAUCUUUGGAGGUACUGCCACUUGUUUUACCUGGAUGGGAAGAAGCAGACAUUGCUUGCAAACGAGUGUUUUCAGCACUUGGAAACAACUCAUACAUUAUCUUGACGCCUACUCAGCUUGUGGUUACUUCCACCAAGCUCGCCACGGAUGCGCUGCUGCUUGUGGAUCUUCAAACUUCCAAAGCGCUGGAGUUAUCGCUAGGUCUCGUCGAUAUUCCCAUGAACUCGAUUCGCAAGAUCUCAAACACCAAGUUCGUCGUGAUAGGGAGUACAGUGACGUCUCCGUCAGCGCUGUACCUCGUUGACAUAUCGAAACCAUCCGAAAAGGUUCUUCUAAAAUCUUCCACCGCUAUUCCAUUGUCACCCUCGAUAUACUCCAUUGCCAAACUCAUUACGUUCCCUCGAACACAGGGAAAAGAAACAGGCGGCGUUGCUCAUGCAAUUUUCAACCCGCCCCAUAACCCAUCUUACACUCCUGUCCCCGAAACCAAGCCCCCAGUCAUAGUCUCCAUUCACGGUGGGCCAACAGGCCACGAUGCGCCAGGCUUGGAUCUCCGAACCCAAUACUGGACGUCCCGAGGCUACGCUUAUGUCCAUGUCAAUUAUGUUGGUAGCACUGGAUAUGGACGCAAAUAUCGGGAGGCCCUCAAUUCUUCCUGGGGUAUCAAAGACGUAGAUGAUUCCGCAUCCUGCGUUGCCUAUCUUUCGGAACAGGGUCUCGUUGAUGGUACCAAGGCCGGCAUCGUGGGAGGAAGUGCAGGUGGGUAUACCGUACUUCAAUCACUGGUUGACUUCCCAAAACUGUGGGCUGGAGGAAACAGCAAGUUUGGGAUCGGAAACUUAAAGUCCCUGGCGAUGAUGACCCACAAGUUUGAAUCGCAAUAUCUUUUUGCUCUCAUUUUCCGAGAAGAUACGACUGAGGAAGAGAGGGAGAGGAUCUAUCGGGAGAGAAGUCCUGUCUUCCAUGUGGACAAAAUUGAAAGUCCGCUGUUGAUAUUGCAGGGAGAUGAGGACAAGGUGGUGCCUCUCGAUCAAGCUGAGGAGAUGACAAGAGUCUUGAAAAACGGCGGGAAAGAUGUGAAACUUGUUGUAUUUCAAGGAGAAGGACAUGGGUUCCGAAUGCAGGAGAAUGUGAAGACUGCCAUUUUGGAGGAGGAGGAACUCUGGCGGAGGACUUUGCUUGCGAUGGAGUGA
This is a messenger RNA of Penicillium lagena, 1962 nucleotides long. RefSeq names its product S9 family peptidase. The record is from RefSeq and is a predicted model, not a curated record. Gene Ontology annotation, biological process: proteolysis. Lineage: Eukaryota; Fungi; Ascomycota; Eurotiomycetes; Eurotiales; Aspergillaceae. Gene Ontology annotation, molecular function: serine-type peptidase activity. The transcript is spliced from 3 exons. Bases 1 to 1962 code for a protein of 653 amino acids.